Messenger RNA from Folsomia candida, 1751 nucleotides. RefSeq lists its product as uncharacterized. NCBI's taxonomy places the organism in Eukaryota, Metazoa, Arthropoda, Collembola, Entomobryomorpha, Isotomidae. The coding region runs from base 472 to 1527 and encodes 351 amino acids. The transcript has 4 exons. The record is from RefSeq and is a predicted model, not a curated record.
ACGUGGUGGUGGUGGCGGAUUGCGGGAGAACUUUUACUUUGUCCGUUUCAUCAUUUGCUGGGAUAAUUAAUCACAAAGAGAAAUAUAAUUUAUUUAAACUUAAAAAAAUACUACAAAUUGCUAGUUGUAAUUAAAAUUGAACCACUCGUGCACACCUUGAUCCUUACCUUCAUAAUUUUGUUGCUGCUAUAAUUAUUCCGCGGAAAAAGGACCCAUGUUGGAGCAAGGAGAUUUCAUGGCCGGCGGGAUGAUAAUGUAGUUCCUGCCCCCCACGGAAGGCUUGAUGGCGACGUAAUUGGUUACGUUUGCAAAUUUCUCACGGUCAAAGACAUCAAGAAGGCUCGACUUGUCUGCUGAUUUUGGAAUUAUAAAUGUAUUCCUAUUCUAAAAGCCAGGACGAAAACAAGACUCAACUUAUCGCCUGGCGUUUCCGGUUUGGGCGGCUGGAGUAUUUCAGAGGUCAAGGACAAGAUGAAGUUCAAGCCGGCCAAUAUUUAUCUGGGGAUUCCAUCUCUCCAUCGUUGCCCCAUAUCACCCAAGGAUUACGCCGAAUUUCCUCCAAUCACCAAUUUAAAAUCGAUCAUUGUCCAGUAUCCAGCCCAGCCUGCGUCUCUUUGGCAGAGAGACUUAUCUGCAAAUAUUAUCUCGUCGUCGUCCAGGACUUUGGAAGACUUGGAAUUUGACUGGAUGGGAGGUGAGAAGCUCCUAGAUUUCCCGGCACUUGGAGGAACCGUCUUUCCAAAAUUGGCCAAGUUAAAGGUCACACGUUAUUUUGAUCCUGAUAACGGGGCUGUCCAACGAAUUGGUCACGCUAUCGUGGCUUCAUUCCCUAACCUGGAAUAUCUCGUGAUCAAUUGUGACUACUUAGCCAUCUUUUCCGUGGCUGGACAAUUGCCAAAUUUCCCGAGGUCCCUCAAUGUCUUAAAAGUGACUGGAAAUUUCGACACGGCUAAGCUUGCAUGCCUUUCCACAAUUCCGGCCACUUUGAGAACACUUUUCCUCGGGGAUGGCGACACUGAGCUGGAAAUUGACGAUCGAGUGGAUGACGUACCAACAAUUUUGUACGAAUUAUUAAACCAGCAGUCCGCCACGUUGGAAGAGCUACAAGUCAGCAUUGAAUUGUUGAACGAAGAGAGAAUACUGGAGUGGACAUUUCCUGUAUUUCCAGCCUUAAGGAAACUUUGCAUCCCUAAUUGUGAAAUAUUUAGCAGAAUUCUGUUCGAGACGGGCCCCGGAUCAGGAAAUUUUGGACCGAUUAAUUACGCCAUAGGUUUCCCUGUCUUGCAAGUUUUGAAAAUUAACACUCAUUCCGGGAAUUCUGCCAGAGUGCGGUCAUUCAUUCCGCCGAAGGUUCCUCGUCAAGUGGUCGAGUCGGUGAGGGAGGCUGAUAUCAGAAUUUUUGAUCAUGCUAUAACACAAGAUGCACAUGUUGUUAAACAGGCCAGGAUAUAUGCCCGACUUUUAGCUCUUUUUCCUAAUUCGAGAGAUUCUGUAAUCGAACGUUUAGAGGUGAUACUUCAGAUCUGAGCAGAAAAUUAUUGGAAAUGGAAUUAUUGGAAUUCUUGGAAUUAUUGUGUUGUCAUUGAAAGAAAAUUGGAAUGGAUAUUUAUUUAUUAUGUAUGUAUACUAAAAUUUCUGGUGAAGGGUCGUAAUUUAUAAGAAAUUAUAUUUAUUUUGUCUCAUUAAGUAAUUAAUAUGUGUGUAAUGUGAAAAUGAAGUGUAAAACGGAGCAAAUAAAUAAAUGGGUACAA